Messenger RNA from Cuscuta epithymum, 1405 nucleotides. The record is from the annotation of a GenBank genome assembly. Lineage: Eukaryota; Viridiplantae; Streptophyta; Magnoliopsida; Solanales; Convolvulaceae.
UCCAAACCUUAGUCCCAAAAGAUAUUGAGGUCGGCUAACAUGUAUCGAUACAUGAUAUCACCACCAAAAGGCUUCUAGUUCCUACUCGCUGACUCGCUGUUGUGAUUUGCUAAAGUUGUAGCUUGAACGCAGUAGCUUGAAGCCUUGAACGUUGACUCGCUUUCAGUUUCCGUCUUUGUAGCUUGAACUUAGUUACGCAGGGGCAGACCGCUUGAGUUGGGACUUGGGGUCUUGGCGUUUUGGCUUUUGAGGAGUUGUGUUGUGGGCUGCCCCAGGAAAGGAAUUUUGGGAUUGGGCUGGCACAAGGGAAAGGGUUAAGGUAAAGGGCUUUUGGGAUUAGGCUGCAGGGGCUCAACUAAUUAAAUAUUAAUAUAUGUAUAUAUAUGUAUAUAUAAAAAAAUCACUGCAGGGGCACGAGCACCCCCGAGCACUAGGCUGGUUCCGCCCCUGCCCGAGUCCACCCCUAUGUCUGAGGUAGAGAUAUGUUUUGUUGAAAUAGACUUCUCUGUCUGUUCCUGCACAGGAUGCAAUAGAUGGGCUGGCUUGCUAGAAUGGCUGUUGGCAUAGAUUUUCCAGUUCUCUUUGCUAGAGUGGUGGGAGCAGGAGGCUGGUUUAUUGAUGUUGCAGUGGCAAGAUUCCAGGAGGCACUAUUCAAGAGGGAGGUAAAGGUGUGUGUACCAGAUGGUGUGCAAGAUGGAAACGCCGCAAAGGAUAACUGGUUCUUUAUUCAAGACACGCUAUUGAGUGCUAAGGGUCGUAAUGUGUGCGUGGAGGUUGUUACAGUGGAGUUCAUUGGGAGGGUUAGAUUGGUGCGAUUCAUCCAUGUUGCCGGACAUGUUCCAGAAAAACAAGGGUGGGCACGUAGCAUCGGCCCUAUCAUCCAGAGGCGGACCGUAGUACAGAUUCAGGGGGGCUGCCGCCCCCCCAACAAUUUUUUUUAGUGUUGAUAUAUACAAAAUUUUUAUUUUUACCCCCCUAACAUUUAAUUCUCGCCCCUCCAAGAAAAAUUUUGAACCCCCCCAAAAAAUAUUUUCUCCCCCAAAGCAUAGCCCACUCGCAGAAACUCAAUUGUUUAAGAGCCUAAAAAAUAGAAAUUUUACAAGUAAUAUUAUAUCAACUCACUCCAAAAUUUAUUCCCCAUUAACCCACCCCAAAAUCUAAUCCCAGCCCACUGCCCAGACCAAACUAAUGAAAAACAUGCGCACCUAGAAGAAAGAAACGGAAAGAUCGAUUAUUUUUAAAUGAUUGUCCUUAUGCCUACUAUGUUCAUUGUUUAGCACAUCAGUUGCAAUUAGCAUUGGUUGCUGCUUCUAGAGAGGUGAAAUAUGUGCAUAAUUUUUUCAUCGAUUCAGUCUUUAUUAUUAAUGUGACUAAUUCUUCUUGCAAACGAAGUGAUGAAUUAAAG